Lactuca virosa is the source of this 2166-nucleotide messenger RNA. The record is from the annotation of a GenBank genome assembly. NCBI's taxonomy places the organism in Eukaryota, Viridiplantae, Streptophyta, Magnoliopsida, Asterales, Asteraceae.
AUGGUUCGAAGUCUCGCUAUUCCAAAAACAUUGACGACCUUUCCCCGAAUCUAUCUAUCCACAAAGAUUCAAACGUCAAACCUCCAACCAUUUACAGAUCACGAACUGACCAACCGUUGGAAUAUCUAUGAUAGCGACUUCAAUUCCGAAUCUUUCUACACCUCUCUUCUUGAUAGAUCAACUUGCAGGAGACAUCUCCAUCAAAUUCAUUCCCGGAUAAUUGUAAAUGGGUUUCAGUGCAAUGGGUUCAUUGUCACGAAAUUCAUCCAUAUCAGCUCUAAUCUAGGGGAGAUAUCAUAUGCACGCAAGCUGUUUGAUAAAUUUCCUGAACCAUAUGUGUUUCUAUGGAACGCCAUGAUUCGGGGAUAUUCCAAGCAAAACAUGUUUAAAGAAGCUAUUACGUUAUACACCCAAAUGCAAAAGGUAGGUGUUGGGCCAGAUUGCUUCACACUGCCUCAUGUACUUAAGGCGUGUGGAGGAGCUGCUGCCUUGAAAGUUGGUAAGGCUGUACAUGGGCAGAUCUUCAGGCGUGGGUUUGAAGCAGAUGUGUUUGUGCAGAAUGGGGUUGUGGCUGUAUAUGCUAAGUGUGGUAGAAUUGAUAAUGCUAGAAUUGUCUUUGAAGGGUUGGGUGAUAGGACAAUUGUAUCAUGGACUAGCAUCAUUUCAGCUUAUGCUCAAAAUGGACAACCAGUUGAAGCUCUAAGAAUCUUUAAAACAAUGAGGAGUUAUGGUAUGCAACCAGAUUGGAUUACUUUAGUUAGUGUUAUCAGUGCCUAUACUGACAUAGAAGAUUUGGGACAAGGGAAAUCUUUUCACUCUUGUGUGAUCAAAAUGGGACUUGAAUUUGAACCCGACUUACGGAUAGCUCUCACUACUUUAUAUGCAAAAUGUGGGCAUGUUAUGAUUGCAAAAUCACUAUUUGAUGAAAUGGAGAUAUCUAAUGUGAUUAUGUGGAACACCAUGAUUUCUGGCUUUGCAAAAAACGGUUACUCCAACGAAGCUAUAACACUUUUCCAAAAAAUGUUGUCAAAAAAGUUAACACCAGAUUCUGUAACAGUCUGCUCUACAAUCUUGGCUUGUGCCCAUUUGGGAUCACUUGAAGAAGCAAGAAAGAUGGGUGAAUACAUUGACAAAAGUAACUAUAAAUUCGAUGUAUUUGUCAACACAGCACUUAUUGACAUGUAUGCAAAAUGUGGAAGCAUACACUUAGCCCGAAAAGUUUUUGAUGAAACAAAAACCAAAGACAUUGUUGUUUGGAGUGCCAUGAUUGUUGGAUAUGGCUUACAUGGGAAGGCACAAGAAGCCAUAAAUCUUUUCCACUUGAUGAAACAAGCUAAUAUGAGUCCAAAUGAUGUCACCUUCAUUGGGCUUCUUACAUCAUGCAAUCAUGCAGGACUUGUAGAAGAAGGUUGGGGAAUAUUCAACAGUAUGAAAGACUAUGGUAUUGUGCCACGUCAUCAACAUUACGCGUGUGUUGUAGAUCUUUUAGGUCGUGCAGGGUGUUUAGACAAAGCUUAUGAGUUUAUAACAAACAUGCCAAUAAAACCUGGUGUGUCAAUAUGGGGAGCACUUUUGAGUGCGAGUAGGAUCUAUCGCCAUGUGGCAUUAGGAGAAUAUUCUGCUGAGCAGCUUUUCUCAGUAGACCCUUACAAUACAGGACAUUAUGUACAGCUGUCAAAUCUCUAUGCUUCAGUGUAUAUGUGGAGUGGUGUAGCUAGGGUUCGUGUAUUGAUGAAGGAGAGAGGAUUGAGUAAAGACAUGGGGUGUAGUAUGAUAGAGAUUGAAGGGAAGCUUCAUGUUUUUCGUAUGGGGGAUAGAUCGCAUCCAAGAUCGGAUGAAAUAUUUGAGGAGCAUAAGAGGUUGGAUAGGAGAUUGAAAGAGGCUGGAUUUGUUGCAGAUAUGGAGUCUGUUUUACAUGACUUGAGUUAUGAAGACAUGGAGGAGAGUUUGUGGAAUCAUAGUGAAAGAUUGGCAAUUGCUUAUGGGAUUAUUAGUACUCCUUUUGGAACUACACUUAGGAUAACUAAAAAUUUACGUGCAUGUGUGAAUUGUCAUGCUGCUAUUAAACUGAUUUCAAGACUUGAAAAGAGGGAGAUAGUUGUUAGGGAUGCUAAUCGGUUUCAUCAUUUGAAGGAUGGAGAGUGUUCUUGUGGAGAUUAUUGGUGA